AUGGCAGAAUUACAGGAAAUAGAGAAAAAAGGGCGUGCCAUUAAUGCAAAAUUCGUAGCAUAUAUGGAGAAACAUCGCUUAUAUGAAUUAUUUUACGAAAUAGCAAUUCAAUUAAUGAUUGAAAAACCCGAAGAUCAUGUUGUGUUUAUAAAACAAUACCUUCGAUCUGCUGUUAAGAAGCUUAAUAUUUCUAACAUUAUCCUUAUUGCACCUACAAGUUUUGAUAGAAUCGCCUUAGCUAAAGUUCUUCAGAAAGAAUUGGGGGUACAUCCCUUAACCUUGAAAGAUCUUCGUAACGUUUGCUCUCAACAUGAUGAUGGUUGUCACUGCAAAGAAUCGCAAGAUCUUGCAUAUGCAAUGAGAAAGAUUUUAGAAAACGAAGCUACUAUUCGUGAAAGUGGAUGGAUAUUAGUUGAUUUACCAAGAACAAAAAGAGAAGCACAAAUAUUCCAACGCACUGGAAUAAUACCGACGCACGUGAUACAACUUAUAGUUUCAAAUGACACUGAGAAGUCGAAAAUUUGUACAGAUAUAUUCGCUUAUUGUAAAACAUGUGAGCCUACAAAUACUUCGAAAAAUAUGAAACAUCGUCGUUACUUGAAAAAUUUGCGAGACUUGCGGGAAGUAUACGGACAUUGUUUAAUUGAGGUUGAAGUAGGUAUUAGGACCAUCAAUGAACUUGGAAAAGAUUGUGCAAAAUUAGCAAAAAUAAAAAAACAUUGUGGAGCACCGUCGCUCUUCCGCAUUGCGCUUGUUGGAUCUAGAGGAUCUGGUUGCACCACAUUAGCAAAAUACUUGGCCGAACGAUUCAACCUCGUUCAUAUUGAUUACGAUCAAAUCAUGGAACAAGCACGUUUACAACAAAAUCCUUUAGGAAAAAUGCUUCGGACAUUUGAGGACAAAUGGGGAGGAAGACCCAAACCUGAACUUAGAAUACAAGUCGUUGAAAAAUAUAUAUCUGAAUACGAGUGUUUAAAAAGGGGUUGGGUUUUAACUGGUUAUCCAAAAACCGUAGAAGAUUUUAAAUUACUAGACUUAAAUCCCACACCUCCAAAUAGAGUAAUAUUUGUAGAAGUAAAUGGUGACGUCUGUAGGGAAAGACUGCUUAAUCGUAGAUACAAUUUUGUCACUGGAAGCAAGCAUAUUUUGUCAACAACAAAUUAUGCCGAUAACGAUGACUGUAAAUUAACUGUACACCCGAGAGAUCUCAGGUUAAAUGUUGAACGAGAUCUUCAAGAGUAUGAAGAAAACGUGACUGAUAUGAUGCGGUAUGCAGGCGAAUCUGCGAUAAAAAUCGAUGGUAAUGAAGAAGAAAGAAUCGUUCGAGAACAAAUAGAAGCAAUUAUAAUGCGUCCAAUUUCAUCCUGGCAAUCGAGAGUACCAAAACCUCCACCCCUGAUUGACCCAAUGAAUAUCGAAUUUGAUCCUUGUGACGAACCAGAUUCUAGCGUGUUCGAUAAUAUACGUGCACCUGAGACGACCUACACUUUUAUCUAAUUUAUAACUCCUAUUUUGGUCUUCUAUAGGGAUAGGAAACGGGAUACUCCUAGUACAUCCUGUUAUCCUGAU
Frieseomelitta varia is the source of this 1569-nucleotide messenger RNA. Its product is annotated as adenylate kinase 8. Bases 1 to 1497 code for a protein of 498 amino acids. The transcript is spliced from 11 exons. The record is from RefSeq and is a predicted model, not a curated record. Gene Ontology annotation, molecular function: nucleoside diphosphate kinase activity; ATP binding; AMP kinase activity. Gene Ontology annotation, cellular component: cytoplasm. Gene Ontology annotation, biological process: nucleoside triphosphate biosynthetic process. NCBI's taxonomy places the organism in Eukaryota, Metazoa, Arthropoda, Insecta, Hymenoptera, Apidae.